AUGCCCGGACUCGGAAACAUCAGCCUGAAGGAGUGCCGUCAAAGCAAGGCAGGGAUAAAGGGGGACCUCCUGCGGACCAGCAUGCAACACUGGCUGACGUUCUGGACCCUUCCCUUCUUCCUGUUACUCCACUGCAGAUGGUUUUCCUCCAACCGGUGCCAGGGGAGCGCCCAGUUCACCUCCCACCCCAUGAAAUUGACUCUGAACUUGGAACUUCCGGCUGUCACGUGUUACGUAGACUACGCCCAGACUGUGACGUGCAUUCGGGAGAACAGCCCCAUUGAGAACGACAGCUGGAACGAUCUCAUGAUCAAAUGGAACGACACGGAUGGAGAGAUGGAGGACGAGGUCUCCUCCUGCCAACUCAACCAGUCGACACAAAACCUGACCCACACCGAGUACACGUGCUUCUUGGAUUUUUCUUUGUUUUUGGGGGAUUACAGUUUCUAUGUCAUCAACUCAGCUGGAGUCCGGACAUGCAGAAGCUUCACCAUCUCUGAGAACAUUAAGCCAUAUCCCCCUUUCAAUCUGACCGUGACCUACGAAGAUGGUUACAACAUUUCCUGGAAAUCUUUCUAUGAAGACCCCCGGUACCACCUACUGAACAAUGAGCUACACUAUGAGCUGCGAUACAAAAAAACGCAGGACCCCUGGAAGAGUCAGAAGAGGAAAAGUGUCUCCGAAGACACGAAAACAGUGCUGCUCCUGCCCAGUGAAUUCCAACGAGGGACCGAGUAUGAGGUCCAAGUGCGAGCCCAGCCCAAACCUGACACCUUCUACUCUGGGGUCUGGAGUGAGUGGAGUGACUCGCUCAUCUUCAGAACCCAGCCAGGAGAAGAGAAGACCAAGGGAGGAAUAUUUCUACUGCGGUUCAUCAUCCCGGGCCUCGUCCUGUUCCCCAUCUUUGUGUACUGGACCCGCUUGCCACAGAGGCUGUGGAAGAAGAUGUGGGUGCUGGUCCCCGACCCCGCACCUUUCUUCAAGCCCCUGUACAUGGCUCACAAAGGAGACUUUAAGAGCUGGGUGGGUAUGCCCGGUACCCUGGCCAGCCUGGAUUUCUUGGACUGGGGAGUGGUGGUCCCGGAAGUCUCCGACGAGUUCAGCAGCUGCCUCCCGCAGGGGACGAUGAAGGUGAUGGAGCUGAAAGAGACCAAACUGGGCUCCUGUCCGUACCCCGUCGGGUUCCACGACUCCGGGAGCAGCCGGGGGAAGGACAGAUCCUACGGCCUUGUGUCCAUCGACACGGUGUUGGUGACCGAUGAGGUGGAGCCCUGUGGUCUGCACUGCGGCUGUAGUCAAGGUCGGCGGGACCAGCAGCCCCACGGAGAAGAUGGGGAUGGAGACGACGGCUACCCCAGGAUGAAUCUGGAUGACCCCGGGGACGGGGAGGACGAUGAGAAGGACGAAGAAGCUGCGGGAGAAUUGCUUCUGGGCAGCCCGAAGGCAGAAGACAAAGUCAUCUCCUCAGGCCAGGUUUCUAUGGACACCGGAGAAGGCCCAGAGGCCCCGGCCCCCCAACCCCCAGGGGAUGAGCCAGGAUGGGAGGGGAAGCAAUGGGAGCAUUCUAGAAACUCUCUUGCCUGCAAGCGGCGGACGACUGGGAGCUGGAAGCCCCACCUCCCUUCCCGUCUCAGGAGGCGAGAACAUUCCUUUAGCGAAGGGCCGUACGACUUCUUCUCGUCUAGAUCCAGAGAAGACUGCCAUCCGCUCAUCUGCCUGGACAUGGACACCAUUGACAGUGGUUUUGCUGGAUCAGACUGCGGCAGCCCCGUGGAGUGUGAAUUUGAUGGAGGCAGCCAGCCCGAGACAGACGGCAGUUCAACACCGGUCACUAGCUGUAUGGAGAACGAACCCCCUAGAUGUUACGUCAAACAGUGGGUGACCUUCCCGGGGCCCGCGAAGCAGGAUACUCAGUGACCGCGUGGGCUCCUGGCCGACAGACGGAUGGUGAAACACAGAUUAAAGCUCCACCUGUCGAUA
Messenger RNA from Ornithorhynchus anatinus (platypus), 1980 nucleotides. RefSeq names its product interleukin 21 receptor (gene IL21R). Gene Ontology annotation, molecular function: cytokine receptor activity; protein binding. Gene Ontology annotation, biological process: cytokine-mediated signaling pathway; immunoglobulin mediated immune response. The record is from RefSeq and is a predicted model, not a curated record. Lineage: Eukaryota; Metazoa; Chordata; Mammalia; Monotremata; Ornithorhynchidae. Gene Ontology annotation, cellular component: membrane; external side of plasma membrane.